Molecule: messenger RNA, 2835 nt
Organism: Hyaloscypha bicolor E
Lineage: Eukaryota; Fungi; Ascomycota; Leotiomycetes; Helotiales; Hyaloscyphaceae
Exons: 3
Coding region: 1-2835 (944 amino acids)
Molecular function (GO): protein binding
Source: RefSeq, a predicted model, not a curated record
AUGCUUUGGAACGCGACUGUCCACAACCUGAAUGCGAGUUCGUGUCGAGUUGACCUGGGGAGUGUUGAGAUCUUCCCACUGGGGAGGCUUCAGCCCCUUAACCUACUCGAUGUCCUCGACCAGAACAGAACAACGAGUGGGAUGAAUCCCUCUCAUAUCUGCUUGGCAUGCCGUCGAAGACUGGGCGCAUUGCGCCCUCCCAGACCUGUCCAAUGGCGGCCUCGAGGAACAUUCACCUCUCUCAGCAACCAUACCCGAACCACGACCGAUGAGAAAGCCACAGAGGAGCUCUUGAACCUUGGGGAAGAAGACAGAACUCGAAAGGGCACGCACCCAACAAUCAUACCAGCGGCGAACAUACGCGUGCCGCGCCAGAAGCAAAACAAUCGUCCUAACGAUGAUCUUGAGACGCUUUUCGAGAAGAGUUUACAUGCUCCAUCUGCCUCCGAAAAGGUGCCUUCCCAGCUGACGACCCCUCUGGAAUCCUACAAGAAUGCCGAGACGCUGAAUGAGAUGCUUUGGGGAUCUGCUCCUCUCAGAGAUUCAUGGAAUUUUUUCGUCGAGCAUUUUGGCCCUGACGUGGAAAAACUUGCCCUAACAUCAACACCAUCUUAUCUGAAUAAGACUGCGCAAGAACUAUUGGGACGAAUCAUCCAUGCGAAAAAGAGCGAUCCACUAUCAGAGAGAUUACCUAGCGUUACGGAGGUUUCGAGGGUCUAUUUACGAUUAUUAAUACUAUCUGGUGAGGAUUGGAGUGAGAUGAUGUUUCCUCUGCUCGAGUCUAUACUCCGAGUUGAGCAAGCUCCUUCAGCGAAUAUCAACGAACGCCUCAUCGCCGAUACGCUCGGUGCCUGGAAUGUUGUUUGCCGCCGGCCAGGAACAUACCACCACUUUCCGCCUCUGGGUUCGGAUUUAAAUUGGUCCUAUGUGCCUUACGUCUCGUCUGGGGACGCGAACCAAAUGUACCGGAAGCGAGGACCACGAGCAGCCUUUGGAAUACUUACUCCUUCCUUGAAACUUCGUCAUCUGCAAAGAAUUCCCAUUGUCGCACUUGCGACGUUUACCAUCCUCACGAAUAAUUCUACUGUUUCCAAAACACACCUAGAAAAUGCUUCACCUUUCGUUUCCUUAUUAAGCCAGAUAAUCGAUACCCCUGGUCUCACUCUCAAUCAAGUCUUUGACAGAGAUGACUGCCCAACCAUUAUUGCAGAAUCCAUCAAAAGCAAUUGGGCUGUGAUAAAGGAGCGGGCAUCUCAAAUGUCGGAGACUCUGCCUGAGCCGGAACGGCCAAUAAACCGUGGGCAGUCUAGUCCGGACGACGAGUACAGGGUCAGCUUCAUCAACAAACGGCUUCAGUACUCAUUGAAGAGAGGAAACGUGCGAGAAGUCAACGAACUAUGGUCGGACGUAGUGCAGUGGCCUGUGAAGAAGACCGACUUGCCUCAACCCUAUAGUCUGAAGCGUGGGACCUUGACGCAGGAACUCUGCCACUUGUUCAUCUUGGUCUACAUGUCCCUUCGCCAACCGAAUAUCGCAAUCGACGUCUGGAAUCAUAUGUUGAAGUCAGGUCUACAGCCUAACCUUCAAACGUGGGACAAUAUGCUCUCUGGCUGCAAGGCCUCUCGAGACUGGAAGACUCUCGAAGUUGUGUGGAAAAGAAUGCUGGACUCAGGUGCGCAGCCAGAUGUCGUCUGCUGGACGACCCGUAUCAGCGGACUCAUCGAGGGGUUCCAAGUCAACCUUGGAAUACGGGCUCUUGACGAGAUGGGCCGUAUUUGGCUUAGGACAGCGAGAAAGCAACACCCAAAGAUGGAAUUAGAGCAACUGCAAUUGUUGCCCGAGGUCGACGGCGCCGUGAAACCCACAAUCGAGACUAUCAAUGCUGCGGUAGCUGGUCUGUUCAACAAGCAUAGUCCCGACGCUGCACAUCGUGUUCUAGCCUGGGGUGGCAAGUUUGGCAUAGCUCCUAAUCUAAUAACUUACAACACUUUGUUAAGGCCCCUCAUUCGCAAUGGUCACGUCAAACAAGCAACGGCACUUCUGCAACAGAUGCAAAAAGCGGGUAUUCAAGCUGAUGUUGCGACCUUCACAACCAUAUUGGACGAAACUUUCAGAUACUCAAAGCAUAAUACUGCUGAAGAGCAGAAAGCAAUAAUUGACUCUGUCUUCUCUGAAAUGGAAGAGGCUGGGGUAGAGCCGAAUUUACACACCUAUGGUAAAAUUAUAUACGAACUUCUCCAAAGCUCGCAUGGCGAUAUGUCGGCCGUCAAUGCCGUGAUGGCACGAAUGACUCAGCGGGGAUUGGAACCAUCUUCACAGAUAUAUACCAUGAUGGUUGGGCAUUACUUUAAACAAAGCCCUGUAAACCUCGAUGCUGUUCGAGGCAUCAUUGAGCGUGUGAAUAUGGUAGAGGGUAGCACAGACCACAAAUUCUGGGAUCGGGUCGUUGAAGGUUAUGCUCAGGAAGGAGAGACAGCACAUGCUCUCAGAAUUCUUGGGGAUGUGCACCGUGCAAAUCAGAAAGUUGGAUUUUUGGCCAUGCGGAUGUUGUUGUUUGCAUUGGCGCAGAACCAGGAGUGGGAUGCGGCGAGGAAUUUGGUGCGGAAAGUAUUCCUUGAUACUGGUGGCCCCCGGCCGGAAGGAGCACAUGUGAGAAUAGGAGAGCAAUUGUUCUGGCAGCUCGCUACUCAGCUGGUAGAUGAUUUGGCCAAUUUUCAGUACGAGGUGAAAGAUAGACAUCCGGAAAGUUUAGAACCUUUCGACAAAGAAUCGAGAAUAGCCGAGGGAAGUCAUGAAAAGGGGCUCGCUCGCUUGCAAUUGCAGAGUGAGAUUUGA